Messenger RNA from Anguilla rostrata (American eel), 2947 nucleotides. RefSeq names its product ubiquitin specific peptidase 1 (gene usp1). Gene Ontology annotation, molecular function: cysteine-type deubiquitinase activity; cysteine-type endopeptidase activity. The record is from RefSeq and is a predicted model, not a curated record. Gene Ontology annotation, cellular component: nucleus; cytosol. The transcript is spliced from 9 exons. Gene Ontology annotation, biological process: regulation of DNA repair; protein deubiquitination. The coding region runs from base 203 to 2569 and encodes 788 amino acids. NCBI's taxonomy places the organism in Eukaryota, Metazoa, Chordata, Actinopteri, Anguilliformes, Anguillidae.
AAUCGAUGGCCAACCGCAGGAGGAGACUGCGGGCGCGAGGUCUUGCUGUCAGAAAAAGCGCCAAGUUAUAUGAAUCCUGGGUUGUAAAAUUGUUUUCAAAUGAAUUAAACGCCUCAUCAACAUGUAAUUUAAAAUGUGCUAUGCAUUGGAGUGGGUUGAGUAAAAGGCCGAGAGCAAUUGACCGCUUUACCCGCUGACUGAAAUGCCUGGGCUCCAGAGUGAUUGUAGCAUGGCAGCUACUGUCAGCCCUGUAAAGAAGAGCCGGCUGUCUCUUAAGUUCUUCCAGAACAAAGAGACGAAACGCGCUUUGAAUUUCUCUGAUACGCUAGAGGAAGACGAGAAGGUCGCAGAACCCGAAGGACCUGCAAUUGUGAAAAUUGACUGUGACCAGGUAGUACCAGUCCCACAUCACUCCUCCACUCUUGCUUGUGAGAGGAGAGAGAACCUCGUGCCUUUUGUUGGGUUGAACAAUUUAGGGAACACCUGCUAUCUGAACAGCAUUCUGCAGGUGCUGUACUACUGCCCUGGGUUCAAAGAUGGCAUUAAAAAGUUGUACAAUGUGCUGUCAAAAAUGAAAGAGAAGCUGAAGAACGAAGCUGUAAAAAAUGAAGAGCAGGAGGGUGCUGAGCCAGACCUGCCUGUGAACCUGGAGCUGCUGGGGAGUUUCCACAGCCUGAUGGUUUCCCUGGAGCAGCUUCAGUCCAGCUUCCUGCUCAGUCCCGAGAAGCACGACGACGGGGAGCUGGCCACUCCACCGCGCAGGCUGCUCAGCGUACUCCGGCAGCUGAACCCCAUGUAUGAGGGAUACUUACAGCAUGAUGCCCAAGAGGUGCUGCAGUGCAUUCUGGGAUACAUUCAGGAAGCUUGUGAGACCAUAAAAGAGGGGCACAAUGGUCCCGAUUCUGCAGAGCCUCAGGAUCAGCCUCAGGUUUCUGCGGAUCAGCCUCCGGAUGUGCGAGCAGAGGGAGCUGCGGGGCCAGAGACGACCGCCUCCGAGGCCACCGGCGGCACCGCGGAGAGUCCGCCGAAAGACCCAGAGCAAGAGGAGAACCCGGAGGGGCCGGCGAACGGGAAGAGGAAAAGCGACACGGAGGCAGGCAACGCCAAAAAGAAGACCAAAACCCUCAAGAGCAAAAAAGGCGCACGGGACGGCGGAUAUUUAACCCGGUCCAAGCGCAAGUCCUCCAGCGACAUCAUCAGCGCGGAGCCCCCCGGAGAGGACGCCCAGGAGGAAGAGGAGAAGGGCGACCCGGAGGGCAAGGGUGACGGCGCCCCCGAAGGGCCCAACAAGAAGAGGCGCUCCAGGCUGAGCUGGCUGAAGCCCUCCGGGAAGCAGCCCAGCAUCUUCUCCAAGUUCCGCAGCAUGGGCCGGAUCAGCGCCCACGCGGGGGGCAGAGGCGGGGCCAGCCCCGAAGGCCAGAGGGGAGCGCCCCCCUCCUGCAAGGCCGAGGAGCCCGCGGCCCAGCCGCUCCAGAUCACAACGGAGGAGAAGGGAAAGGCCGAGGAGGAAGACGCGGCCGGCUUCGACCUGAUGGAGCGCAUGUUCCAGGGCCAGCUGGUCCUGCGCACGCGCUGCCUGGAGUGCGAGCGCUACACCGAGCGGAGGGAGGACUUCCAGAACAUCAGCGUGCCCGUGCAGGAGGACGAGCCCCGCUCCCCCGACUGCGGCUCCGAGGUUUCUCCAGACCCCAAGUUGGAGCCGAAGACCCUGAAGUGGGCCAUUUCCCAGUUUGCAUCAGUGGAGAGGAUAGUGGGGCAGGACAAGUACUUCUGUGAGACCUGCCACCACUACACUGAGGCAGAGAGAAGCCUCUUGUUCGACAAAACCCCUGAAGUUGUGACCAUUCAUCUCAAGUGCUUUGCAGCAAGCAGCUCAGAGAUCGACCCGUACGCCGGCCUGUCCAAGGUGAACACCCCCCUGCAGACCCCCCUCACGCUGUCCCUGGAGGAGUGGGGCAUCAGGCCCUCCAAGGAGCGCUACGAGCUGUUCGCCGUGGUCAUGCACAGCGGGGUCACCAUCAGCAGCGGCCACUACACCGCCUUCAUCAAGAUGCUGGACCUGAAGGAGGCACAGCCGCUGGGGGAGGACGCCAAGGAGGAGGCGCGGCCCCACGGCCCCCAGCAGCAGGAGUACGACGACGGAGAGGUCUCCUUCAGCCUGGGCCCCAAACCGCAAGCCGCCGCCACCGGAGGCAAAGCGGGCAGCAAGAAGGGCCUGUUGGGAGGCCAGAGGAGCGUCUCCUCCAGCUUCGAGCUGGGGACCAGCAAGCAGGCCAACCCGGACAAGGCCGCCGGCCCGGCAGCCAGCGCCGCUGGAGACCAGGGCGCGGCCCAAAAGAGCGGGAACCCCGGCGGAGAUGCCGGCGAGGAGGGGCGCGCGGCGUCUGGAGAGACCGCCCCGAACCUGGCUCCGGGCAGCCUGCUGGACUACGAGGGGAAGUGGAUGCUGUUCGACGACUCCGAAGUCAGGCUCUUCCACGAGCGGGACUUUCUGAACGCCUGCUCCCCAGAGACUUGCACAACGUCCACCCCCUACCUGCUCUUCUACAAGAAGGUCUGCCAGGAGUAAAGCACGUCGUUCUGUCAGUGCUUUUUGAUCUUCUCUAGCGUGAGAGAUGGUGAUGUUUAUAGCCCCUGCAGCGCAUGAAAAACCUGUUGGCAGAUUUGUCCACUUGCACAUUUUGAGUAGUGUUGCAUUUAUGAUCUAUUUGGGCCCUUGUUUGUAUGGCACUUGCAGUUUAUAAGAUACUGUAAGGUGGCAAAUGAACUUGAAAUUCUAUAUCGAAUAUAUUUUCUCAUGUGUCUUUUUCCCGUUUAGAUUUCUACAAAUGCAAUAUAUUCUUGUAAGUCUGGUAUUUUAAGCUCCUUUUAAUUACUAUUUCAGGAUCGCAUUUUCAACAUUGACACAAUAAAUUACUGCUGUGAAUAAAUUUGUUUUAGAUUUUAA